Messenger RNA from Geodia barretti, 2810 nucleotides. The record is from the annotation of a GenBank genome assembly. Lineage: Eukaryota; Metazoa; Porifera; Demospongiae; Tetractinellida; Geodiidae.
GUACUGACACACAGUCCACUCAUGCUGAGUUUCAGUGUGUCUCUCCUGCUAGCCUGUAUUCUGGCUCUUUGUCCAGUCCAGUCGGUCCUGCUGGGAGCCAUUAUUGAAGUGCCGAAGUGUCACGACGAUCAUCCCGUCAUCGCGCCUCGCCUUCGAUCAGCACCGCCCUCAUCUAGGCUGAGCCGACCUUCUCCCCGUGAUGUGGAAAGGCAGGCGGUCAACUGCCGCACAUAGAACGGACGCACCAGUUCAACGACGGCAAUCAGUACGGCAAAUCUACUAUGCUGAGGCACAGUCAAGUGAUUGUGUGCUCAGUUAUGAUGAGAUAUGGAAUAUCAUAUCGCUCCAACCUGUACAGGUCAACUAACUAUGGCAGUACCUUCACUAACAUCAUGGACAAGUGGGCAAUUGCCAUCUCUUUCAUACUUCUACUGGAGUGAGAUACCUUUGAUAUUUGUCCAUUCUACUGAGUCCAAACUAUCCUACUCCAACGACCAAUAGCGCAGUUACUACAGUAGAUCUCGACCCUGCCGACCCUCGUUACUACAACUGUUGUCUACCAUCCUACUAGAGAUGGCUGGAUCUAAUGAGAGAUUCACUAGAAACACACUGUACUUGAUAGAGACUAUGGCAAGGACCUGAAGAAGUCCAAGAAAACGUUCCAUCUACCAGUGAGGUGAUGCAGCCUGGGAUGAUGACAUAGAGGGGCUAUUUCAUGACCGCGGGACCCUAAUCGCAAAGUCUGACAUGGAGGAUGAAACACGGCAACCUCUUCGAUCUGACUACCCGAUACACCGGGGAUCUAGCGAGUGAUAACAUACCUCGAGAGACCACGAUGUCUGUUGGUCGUCGCUACAUAUGUGCUCAGCGGACAGACGACGGGUCAUUGGUCUGCAUGCGCGACAGACGCAGGCCGUUAAUAAGAGGCCAUGAUACCAGUACCUGAUGAACAUCGCAACUACUAGUGUCCGUAUCAACGACGUGCAGCUCUAGUGAUAGGAGCACGCGGGAGGUUUCUACAACUCUCUACUGUCGGAUGAGUCUGAGUCUACUACAGCCUCUCUCUACGAGACCUUGUCGUUGACAUUGACUACAACAUGAUCUGGAGCUGAUUGAGGGUCUCAAUGGGCUCAAGCGAGCGGUCAGCAGCAGCACGAGAGAAGACACGUCAGACUGAGCCUGCCUCUCCAUUAGAACGUCAUCUCACUGGACAAUGCGGAUCCUGGGAAGGCUUACUGCCUCCUGACGAGAUAUAAAUGGGACACAAUAAACUGUGAGCCUCCAAACUGCUCCCUCCACCUCCACAUGGACUCCACCAACUACGCCAGAUUGGGAGUCUACUCCACCGAGUCUGCCCCUGGGAUUAUUGUGGCUCAUGGUACCAUUGGUAUUGAACUGAGUAGCAACCCAGAUCUGUUCAUCUCUCGCGACGGCGGUGUCACGUGGGAGCAGACGCUCGCCGGGAGCUGGGGGGUUAACCUGGCAGAUCACGGAGGGUUAAUGGUGGCCGCCAAAGACUACCACCAGGAACAGUCCAUGGUCCUCAAGUACAGCUGCAACGAGGGCUACAGCUGGAGGGAUUUCACCUUCAGCUCCACUGAUAUCACGAUCUAUGGUGUGGUCACGGAGCCAGGCCAACACACCACUAUCAUGAGUUUCUACGGAGGCUCGUGGGACAAUUUCAAGUGGACCGUCAUUACCGUGGAUUUUGCUAACAUCUUCUCCCGCCAGUGUGACGACCAAGACUACUAUGAUUGGAGACCUUGGGACGAGAGGACAGAGAGUCAGUGUCUUUUGGGGAGCUCCAUCACGAUCGAGAGACGAAAGCCUCAGAUCUGUUGUCUCAACGGACGAGACUACGACCGGGAGUUUGACUACCACAUCUGUGACUGUACCAGUGAGGACUACGAGUGUGAUUAUGGGUUUGCUCGACCAAUGUAUGACUACUACGCUCCCUGUAUGAGAGACUAUGCCAUUGAACUGCCCAAUCCCUGUGCCGGUGGAAAGAAUAAGACCUACAUGGCCAGUACUGGAUAUCGGAAGAUAGCGGGAGACGUGUGCACCGGAGGAGAGGAGAAAUUAUUCCAGCGUUUUGAUGCUCCGUGCUGUGGCGAUGACACCCUCCCACCUUUCUUCCCUCCCCCCAAUCAACCUGGUCAAACUGUGAGUGAGAAGGUAUCAUCGAAGGGUCCGUUGGCUGCAGUUGGUGCUCUACUGGGAGUGGCUUGUCUGAUGGCGCUAGUGUUCCUGGCUAUGUUUAUCACCGUCACACUUAAGUACAGAGCAACAACAAGGAACUACAUUCGUGUUGCAACAGCUGAAGAACCAGCUUUGUUUGGCAGCUCACAGCAAGACACUGCCCAAAACCUUGCCUCUAUGGCAGGUGAAGAAGAAGAAGAUGACAAACCACUCAUACCCUAACAGUGGUCAGUUACAGAGUGACGAUCACAUUUCACUCCGCAUACAGAUUUGAGUAUGUUUUCCCUCCACUCACACCACUAACUGUUUAUAUACAUGACUAGUUUUGAACUCCAAAUUUUACCUAUGUCGUUUAUAUAAUAAUGUGGUUGUGCUCGACAUAAUUAUGGGAAUGAUGGUUCUUUUGCCAAACGUGACACACUACAUGCAAAAUGAGUGCUGCCAUAGCAACAUUUGCACCACACAGUCCGUUGUCGUACAACUUCAUGGGAUUCAACUUUAACAUUAUUUUAGCAGACCAUUACAUUUUAAUAGUAAUUUUACAGAGAUAAAUCAAUUUUGCACAUCAACAUUGAAAGUAUAGCUAUGUGGUUAAACAAAAAGUUCAUCAU